This is a messenger RNA of Aaosphaeria arxii CBS 175.79, 1526 nucleotides long. Its product is annotated as WD40 repeat-like protein. Bases 82 to 1158 code for a protein of 358 amino acids. The record is from RefSeq and is a predicted model, not a curated record. Gene Ontology annotation, molecular function: protein binding; RNA binding. NCBI's taxonomy places the organism in Eukaryota, Fungi, Ascomycota, Dothideomycetes, Pleosporales. Gene Ontology annotation, cellular component: catalytic step 2 spliceosome. The transcript is spliced from 5 exons.
CCGGCAAACUUUUGGAAUUCUCGACAAAUACAAUCGCUCGCCAGACCGAAACCCCUUUCCGAAGUCACAGAACCACUCAAUAUGUCUGGGGAGAAGCGGCCCGCCGCCAAUUCGUUCGGCUCGACGCAGCUUGUUAAACGCGCAAAAUCAGAUGCGGGCGCAGGCAGUUCCGCGGUAGCUGUGGUGAAUGGAUCAGCGCAGAAUGGCGCGCUCAUACAGGCUGUGCCGCGAACGAGUUCACUCCAAUCACCUGUGAUGGAGUUGGCAGGUCACUCUGGAGAGGUAUUCGCUGCUCGUUUCGAUCCGACCGGCCAGUUCAUUGCUUCUGGAUCCAUGGACCGUUCCAUAUUACUCUGGAGGACUUCAGGCGCAUGCGAGAACUACGGUAUCCUUACCGGUCACAAACAAGCAGUACUGGACCUGCACUGGUCAAGAGAUACAGAGAUUCUUUACUCUGCAUCGGCGGAUAUGACUUUGGCCAGUUGGGAUCUGGAGAGCGGACAAAGAAUAAGGACACAUCCAGGACAUGAAGAGGUAAUCAAUUGCAUGGAUGUGAGCAAGCGCGGAGAGGAGAUAUUGGUCAGUGGAUCAGACGACGGUUACAUUGGGCUGUGGGACCCCCGAACGAAGGCCGCAGUGAGCUUCAUCCAGACAGAUUUCCCCGUCACAGCCAUCUCCCUCUCUGAAGCCGGGAAUGAGUUGUUCACGGGCGGCAUCGAUAACGACAUCAAGGUCUGGGACUUGCGCAAACAGCAAGUGACCUAUCGAUUGCUUGGACAUACCGACACCAUCACCUCAUUACAACUUUCACCAGACAACCAGACUCUGCUAUCGAAUGCACAUGAUUCUACUGUUCGUACGUGGGAUGUUCGACCAUUUGCGCCAGCGGAUCGACGCAUUAGGACAUUCGAUGGUGCACCGACAGGACAGGAGCGGAAUCUUUUGAAGGCUAGCUGGGAUGUGAAGGGUGAAAGGAUUGCAGCUGGCAGUGGUGACCAGAGCAUUGCGAUCUGGGAUUCUCGAUCGGGCAAGCUUUUGAACAAGCUCCCUGGUCACAAAGGCGCGGUCAACGACGUGCGAUUCUCUCCACAGGAAGAACCCAUAUUGGCCUCGGCAUCCUCGGACCGAACGAUCAUGCUCGGAGAGUUGACAAAGUGAGCGAUAGUCGAAUAUUGGAGUUUUGUAUAUAUUCGAUGAGAAGAACGGCGCACGGAGACCUUCUCAGGUAUUACGAAGAAACGUCCAGGUUCGCACAAGGACGGGUCCCCCCGCAUUGUACACCGGCCGGAGGCACACGGCGGUGCGACGUAGAUGACAUUAGACGGGACAGCAGGAUCGGCGAAACAACUGACGAGAACGCGUAAGACGCGUUCAUGUAAUAACAUUUUGAUGUAUCUAUCUGCUGCGGUGCUACCAUGUUGUCAGGCAAAGCCACCUGACAAACAGAGACCGAAAUGAAAGAAUUUGAGAUACGCUCGCUACCAAAGGUUGCGCGCUUCAUAGCAUUGACAUUUAUUUGAGCUGCU